AUGGCGUCUGCAUCAGAAAUCGCUCGUCGUUGUGGUCCAUGCGAUAUCCUAUUUGAUCACAAAAAAUCUUCCAUGUCGUUAUCCACUGUUGGUUUGCCAAUGGAUUAUGUUACUGCAGUAUUUUCUAAAAACUAUGGCAGGAAAAUAAUGCCUGAGUACGAAACAGAAAUUGACAAAGCUUGGCAAAAGAAAAAGGAAACUCAAUCAAAUUUAUACAAUGGAGCAAAGUUUCGUUUAAAUGGUGUCACGAAAGAGGAAAAAGGCAUUAAGUUGCAAUUUGGUCUUACUUGCUACAAAGAUUUUCAAUGCACUAACAUGCAACCAAAGUCGGUUUUAGAAAAGCUACAAGAAUACGGAGAAAGCAAAUUCAAAGAUAUUUAUGCGUGUAUGGUUAAUCCUACCUUCUCUACUGUUUUGGUGAAGUCAAACGAUGAUCAUAUUGUUAUGCUUAAAAGAAGUCAUAUGGUAGGCGAGUCUCCUGGAAUGAUUGACUUCCCUGGUGGUCAUAUGGAACCAAAUGAAGUUAACAAAGACGAGCAGAAUGGAAAUAUGUGUACUUCUAAUAUUGUUAAAGAGUUCUUUUAUUCUGCCUUGAGGGAAGUGAGAGAUGAGGUUAAUCUCCCUGAAUCUUCAAUGAACUGGCCAUUACUGUUAGGAAUUAUUAGAAACAAUACAAUUGGCGGGAAGCCAGGUGGAUGCUUUUUUAUCAGUUGUUCAUACGACACUGAUGAAAUCAAGAAAUUGUAUAAUCAAGGAGGUUCAGAAUCAUUUGAAUCCACUGAGAUCAUUUUCAUCAAGCUUAAGGAUCUUUGUGAUGUAAAUUCUGAGCAUUUUUCAAAGCUAACGGCAAGCAUAACUACUUGUGCAGCAGCUGCUUGUGAACUGUUCAGACCAUACAUAAAACAAAUGUGAAAAUUUUAUUAUUUUUUUAAAAGUGAAUAUAAAUUCAGUCAUUUGAUAUUUAGGUAUAAACAAUUGUAGAUUUACCAAUGCUGUAAAUAUUAUUACUUUUUGGUGAUCAGUUAUCUUUAAUAUUUAAUAAAUAUGAAGCUCAUCGCUUAUGACGUAAAAGUA
Xenia sp. Carnegie-2017 is the source of this 1074-nucleotide messenger RNA. RefSeq names its product uridine diphosphate glucose pyrophosphatase NUDT22-like. The transcript is spliced from 5 exons. The record is from RefSeq and is a predicted model, not a curated record. Gene Ontology annotation, molecular function: GDP-mannose hydrolase activity. Bases 1 to 912 code for a protein of 303 amino acids. Lineage: Eukaryota; Metazoa; Cnidaria; Anthozoa; Malacalcyonacea; Xeniidae.